AUGGCCAAUAGCGACUGCCGAGCAGUCCCUCUACACGAAAGAGUGGCUUUCCUGAUCCGCAUGUCAGAUCUAGACACUGCUGCCAAGCACGCCCGCCUUGCUCCCUUUGCGGAGCAUGAAUUUCAACGUUGUUUUGCCACUACUAGUGCUGACUACGUGGAUUGGGUCUGCGGCUCAAUCAUCGUCGCCAUGUGCAAAGCCGAGAGGUAUAGAGACGCCCUUGAUCUGAUCCAAUAUUUCUUCAACGAGCAAAAGAUGAUACCGUUAGAGGGUUCCUUCAAUCACGUCAUCAAACGCGUCUUGGACGGCUCUUCAAACGCCAGAACGAUCCUCCUCGGGGUGAAAAGGUUGGCCCAAGCCGGAAGCUUCGAUGAAGCCAUGGAUCCGUUCCCGAUGAGAUGUGGUCUCAGAAGCUUGGAGCGACUUCCUUUUGGCGUACGUUUGGAUGUGUCCAACAGUUUGAUUCGGGAACUUUUGGAUCUCGGGAGAUUCAAAGAGGCCUUAAAACUCUUUGGCGAAAUCAAUAUGAGAGAAGACCACAACCGUGCCGCGGUUGCAAGUGCGACAUUCAUGGAGUAUUGGUUCAAGCAAGGUAAGGAGGAGGCUGCUAUGGAUUGUUACAAUAACUUGUUAGCACUGGAGCUCAAUAGAGGACCCAGGAUUUUCUUUUACCCAGGUCCUCCGAUGGAGCUGACAGAAAUUGGAUCGACUGGUGCAAUAGCACUCUUGGAAGUUCUUUUGAAGUAUGACAAGAAAACCCAAGCUUGGGCAUUGUUCCAUCGUCUUUUAGACAUACAGACACCAUAUUUUGAUACGGAUACACUAAAUCCAACAAUGGUUAAUGAGUGUUUCAAGAUGGGUUGGUUUAACGCGGCCAUCCAGACGUUCAAGAUACUCAGGAGGCCAGAGGCUACUGAUUUCAGAAACAUUAUCACUAGGUUUUGUGAGCUAGGCUUGUUUUAUGAAGCAGAACAUUUCUUUGCCGAAAUGCAGCAGACACAACUCUCCGUAGACCCUGACGUUUCCACUUUCACAGUUCUCAUGGAUGCAUAUGUUAAGGCAGGGAGAUUCGACGAUGUUCUCCGAAUCUCAAACCACAUGGUCGAUGCAUCUCUCAACCAAAUUGCUAAGCUGUCUUGCCUCUCCGUAUGGGGCCAAUAUUAG
Camelina sativa (false flax) is the source of this 1164-nucleotide messenger RNA. RefSeq names its product pentatricopeptide repeat-containing protein At3g60980, mitochondrial-like. Gene Ontology annotation, molecular function: protein binding. The record is from RefSeq and is a predicted model, not a curated record. NCBI's taxonomy places the organism in Eukaryota, Viridiplantae, Streptophyta, Magnoliopsida, Brassicales, Brassicaceae.